AAAUCGUAGUCUUCAUUCCUCAGUUUGGCGUUUCGCGCGCGCAGAAUGGCCGCCCAUUUCGUGUUGCUAGUGCUUUACGCGGUUUUAUCAAAUACGCGUGCUGAGUCUGACGCCUCAAUAUGGGUGGACGUAUCGUCCCCCGCAGACAACCUGGAAAUCGAAAAGCGGUACACCCCGGAGGUGAUCGACGAGCUACACGCUGCCCAGGCGGAUGCCCUCCUCCUGUAUACGGAGUACACGGCUCAAGCUGGCUCUGACCUCAGGAACUUCAUUAAGAACAUAUCACAGCUAACUGAGGAAACUACUCGCGGGAUGGAUAGGUCUGUUUUAGAUAACGCGCCGCCAUCCUGCAGAGCGGAGUUCGAGAGGAAAUUGAAGAAGAUAGAGUUCGACGCGCACCGAGCGGCCACGUUCAGUGGGGAGAACCACCACAAGUUCUUCCUGGGGCACAUGAUCGUCUUCCGGAUGCAUCUCAAUAAGAGUGAAGAGUACAUAAAAAAAUGUGAUAAAAUCAUAAAAACGUGCGGCACGCCGUGUGAAACCACACCCCGUAUAACCCGCUGGCGCCGUCUCGCCCUGACCGAGAUCCACCGCGUACGCGACGACAUACAGCACUCGCGCAGAUCCUACAAGGAUCUCCUUGUGCACGCGCACCGCAAACUCAAUCAUUUUAGAAAGCGCGCCACCUUGCGGGCGCACGACGCAAUCAACACGCUACAAGCCUGCGUGCGACAUAGCUAGCUUCAAUAUAACAAAAAAUUCACUUAGAUCUCGUCUAGGUAUCAAUUGGUAAUGCGAGUCAUGCUUUAAAUAUAACAUUAGUUUAGUAAUCUGCCAUUUGAGUAAAUGUAAAAAUGUUUACGAAGAUUGAAUCAUUCUCUAAUACAUUUGUUUCUCUUUGAAUAAUGGAUACUACGCUAUACAAACUAUGUUAUGACUGUAAGUUAUAAAAAUGUAUAAGUUUAUUAUCAACCAAUAAUAUUAUACUUGUUUCUAUGUAUGCGAUUGUAAAAUUUAACCAUUCUGGCUUGUGUUCAAAUUAAGAUAAGAUUCAACUAAGUUCCUAAUUGGUAUUGAAAUUAUAGAUAUAAUGAGAAGGGGAAAAUGAAUUUAAUGUAACGAAUAUUUAAAUAAAACUCCUUCAGUAAUAUUUCUUCUUUAGAAUAUGAUACGUAAUCAAAAUAAGAUCUUCCAUUCAUGGUUCCAACUCUAAACAUAUACAGAUAUAUAAAAUUGUGAUUAAUAAUAUAUGUGUUGUACAAAGAAUAUUUAUUACUUCAUUUUAUGCACACAACUACAACUGUACGUAAUGUAUACGCCAUAAAUCCGAUUUGAUAAUAAUUAUUAUUUUUAUAUAAAAUUUAUAUUAUUAAACGAGUUUUCGAUAAACGAUUGUGAAUUGCACGAACGACCUUGAGAAUUACACUAGUUAAAUAAUUAAUGUAUCAUCAUCA
This is a messenger RNA of Zerene cesonia (dogface butterfly), 1454 nucleotides long. RefSeq lists its product as uncharacterized. The transcript has 5 exons. The record is from RefSeq and is a predicted model, not a curated record. The coding region runs from base 46 to 741 and encodes 231 amino acids. NCBI's taxonomy places the organism in Eukaryota, Metazoa, Arthropoda, Insecta, Lepidoptera, Pieridae.